Trypanosoma rangeli is the source of this 1179-nucleotide messenger RNA. RefSeq lists its product as uncharacterized. Lineage: Eukaryota; Euglenozoa; Kinetoplastea; Trypanosomatida; Trypanosomatidae. Bases 1 to 1179 code for a protein of 392 amino acids. The record is from RefSeq and is a predicted model, not a curated record. The transcript has a single exon.
AUGAUCCAUGGGAAUCGCGGUUCAUCCGUACCUGUAGUAGUUUGCGAAGGCGACGAUGACAAGCGGCCGUGCGGCAACGCGGGAGCCUGGAUGCAUCAUUUUCUUUGCCCCGCGGACCCGACCAACCGGGCAAGUGGGGCAGAAGCACUGGAUCCUAAGAGAUGGAGGGGUAGUAGAAGUAUAAACGGCAGCGUGUCGGCGUUGCAUCCGCCCUCGAGGUCUGGUGGGCUGCGCCGCUCUCUAGCGUCCCGAGGUUGCACUGUUCCGAGUGACAGAGGGGUUGCCACGAUCUACGAUCCGCUGAGCUGCACACCGGGUGGACGCGUGGAGUAUCAUGCGGAGGUUGGGCAAGCAGUGGUUAAUACCGCACGUCUGUUGGAGAGAGCGGAUCGACCGCGUCGGCGUAUACAAGCCUCCGCGUAUAGGGGGACUGCUCCCCUCAAUGGGCGGUCCCAGUCCUAUAAUCCUAGUCAUCGUGCCUCGCAGCAUGUGGUGGAUGUCUCGUCUCGUAGCCUUGCUGAGGCGUUGUCGGGGAGCCCGGGAGUUAGGUCUGAAACUCUGCCCUUCCCAAUAACUGAACCGGGCCUGAUGCCGUUGGAAGGUGAUGCGUUGUUGCAUCCGCCUCCAGCGGUGCCGUUUAGUGGACGGGGUGUCGAUGCUGGCAGAAGCAGAAGCACCAGUAGCGCUCUUGUACUUGCGCGUCCAGACUCAAUCAAGGACCUAAGGAAGAGAGCAUUGUUGCUACGGAACGGUCGGAUUGUUGCGCGACAGGGUGAGGAGCCUGUUGCGUGGCGGCCGGAGCACAAUGCGUCGGAUGCUCACCGUGACGUCGCCGUUUCAGAUGGGGCAGCUAGUUGUGGCGUUGCCUCUCCGACAACGAGGUGGCGAGACGCCGGAGGCACGUCUGUCUCUUCUGGACCAACGCUUCACUACAAGCAGUUGACCGAGGCCUUUUACGGGAACUACUCGGGUGGGGUGCUUGCCCGAGAGGCCUACCUGCACUUUGUCGCUGAGAUGAACCAUCAGCCGUCAAGGGGCAGCCAUGGUGCACCACGGCGGCCGCAGCGUGUUCGUGAGAUUGUGGAGAACAGGCGACAAGUAUCCGGGGUUGCCGACGCCCCACUAGUGAGGGGUGUGGGUUCCGCGUGGCUAACCAAAGCUACUUCACAGUCGAAGUGA